GUCCUGGGUCGUUUCGCCGACUAAAGGCCUCCAACAUAGAACAAUUACUAGCCAACAAUGAGCUCUUGCUCGGAGGGGUACCUCCUGUCAACUCCUGAUCGAAUGCAUCCCUAACGCAGAAACGCCUGGAGCAAGUACAUUUCAAUGAUAAGACUUAAAUGCACACUAGCUAUGGAACAAAUAGCCAACGAAAAGAGAGAACUUUUUGUUUUCCCAGAGACUGAAAACCAACUCACGUCACACCAAUGAGUAUCUUUCCCUUUCCGAAGCAUGCUCAUUAGAGCAAAUCCCGUCCCCUGUAAGCAUGAGUGCUCUACCUGGGAAUUUUGUUCAGCGAGCAAGACAUAUUUAGGUCCCGAUUCCUCCAGUCAGCUGGCGCCUAUGUUGCAUGACAAACUUAACGAGGUUCAGUAUCAAAAUAUUCGCAAUAAAUGACGGUCAUAAGCUAGCCAACAAAAAUAUAUUCCUAUGUGGAUCUAGUUUCUAUCUCGAAGCUAUGGUUAACCGCCAUUCGCGAGUGUCGGUUGCUGGGCCGCCUCACACAUCAAUAUAUUGUUAAGCACUACUAUCAUUAAGUGGAUGGUCACCUCUCAGGAAUCUGGUUUAGCCAAUCGGGCACAAGUCUCCUGCUUUUAUUCAACAGGUCCAUAAUUGAAAUGGUCUUUAAUUUUCACCUAUACUUAGUAUAUGCUAGUUAGAUUGACGGGUAAUUAUUUCAAUUACUGGCGCAAGUUGGUCCUACACUUCUUUAUGAGCGCGUGGUCUAUUGGAGAGCGCAUUAAAUAACUUGAUAACCACAUCUCUUACAAAUCCCGAUAGAGAAUCUCUCAUGUAACUAUUAUUAUGGAUGCACCACAUAUCUUUCCGUUCGUUGUCGCUCCCGUUCCUUUCUGCCUACCUUGCUGUA
Molecule: messenger RNA, 907 nt
Organism: Aspergillus alliaceus
Lineage: Eukaryota; Fungi; Ascomycota; Eurotiomycetes; Eurotiales; Aspergillaceae
Exons: 1
Coding region: 389-559 (56 amino acids)
Source: RefSeq, a predicted model, not a curated record